This is a messenger RNA of Myxocyprinus asiaticus (Chinese sucker), 2987 nucleotides long. RefSeq names its product cell cycle control protein 50A-like. The transcript is spliced from 7 exons. Gene Ontology annotation, biological process: phospholipid translocation. Gene Ontology annotation, cellular component: Golgi apparatus; endoplasmic reticulum; plasma membrane. NCBI's taxonomy places the organism in Eukaryota, Metazoa, Chordata, Actinopteri, Cypriniformes, Catostomidae. The record is from RefSeq and is a predicted model, not a curated record. The coding region runs from base 223 to 1341 and encodes 372 amino acids.
UGCUGCGCUUCCUUGUUUACCGGCUUGUCAUGAGCAUCUGUGCUACUGAAAUACUCUUAAUUUCUGUUAAUGGUGCUUUCACUAGGCGUUAGAACACACUAUAUCAAUGUUAUCAGCGAGAUAAUACACAAAACAUACUAUCAUAUCAAAUCAUACAACAUAUUUGAAGGUAUAUGAUUGUGCCUGAUCGCUGUCCGCUCGUCUUUAGAGGAUUAAAGAGCGAUGAUGGCGUCCAGCUAUAACGCGAAGGAUGAGAAUGGCCAUCAUCCCGGAUCGGUGGACUCCAGCGGCCCGAGCGCCGUCAAAAGUAAAAAGUCCGAUAACACGGACUUUAAACAGCAGCGGUUACCCGCAUGGCAACCCAUCCUGACCGCCGGUACCGUCCUGCCAGCCUUUUUCAUGAUCGGACUCAUCUUCAUCCCCAUUGGCAUCGGACUAUUCGUCACCUCCAACAACAUCAAAGAGUUUGAGAUCGACUAUACUGGUGUUGACAUGUCCAGUCCCUGUUUCAACUGCUCGCAGAACUACAGCUGGAACAGCACAAGUGCCUGUACUUGUUCUGUGCCCUUCACUCUAGACCAGCCUUUUGAGAGUAAUGUUUUCAUGUAUUAUGGACUCUCCAACUUCUAUCAAAAUCAUAGACGUUACGUCAAAUCAAGGGAUGAUAGUCAGUUGAAUGGCGAUAAAAGCUCUUUACAGAAACCAAGUAAAGAGUGUGAGCCAUAUCAAACAAGUGAUAAGAAGCCCAUAGCUCCUUGUGGUGCUAUUGCUAACAGUCUCUUCAAUGAUACUUUGGAGCUGUUUUAUAUCCAUCCAAAUGGAAGCAGAAUAGCUAUUCAUCUGGGAAAGACUGGCAUCGCUUGGUGGACUGACAAACAUGUGAAGUUCAGAAACCCUGGAGGAAACGACAACAAUCUUUCUGUAGUGUUUCAAAAUACAAGCAAGCCUGUGAACUGGCGCAAGCAUGUAUAUGAACUGGACCCCACUGAUCCUGAGAACAAUGGCUUCAUAAAUGAGGAUUUCAUUGUAUGGAUGAGAACAGCUGCUCUCCCCACCUUCAGAAAACUCUAUCGCAUAAUUCAGAAGAAGAAGGUCAACAUGACCCCAACAUUACCACCAGGAAACUACAGCCUGGAAGUGACCUACAAUUACCCAGUGCGCAGCUUUGAUGGCCGCAAGCGAAUGAUCCUCAGCACGAUUUCCUGGAUGGGAGGGAAGAACCCUUUCCUGGGCAUCGCCUACAUCACGGUGGGCUCUGCGUGUUUCUUCCUGGGAGUGGUUCUGCUGAUCAUCCACCAUAAAUACGGCAACCGCAACAACAACACUGACAUUCCCAAUUAACACACCAUUGUCUACACCUAUACGCUGAUGUAAGAUAUACUGUACAAGCAUGAGAGUCACACAGUUACACUUUAACUUAUCUGUCGUAUCUCAUGCUGGAAGAUAUGUGUGCACAUAGGUAGCCAGAGGGACUACUUGCAAAUGUAUUUUUUAUGCACUGGAAUUUUAAUGAUCUAUUUAAGCAUUUAAUCCCUCCACACCAAAGCUUGUUAUUGAACUCAGUUGCUCUUUCUACAUAAAGUAUUGUGUGAUGAGGACAGUAUGAUGGUGCUAUGGAGCAACUUGACGAUGAUGUCAUACGGUGAAACUGUAUUUGGGUAUUAUUGCUGAUAGUAUGGUACAAUCAUAAAUCAUGAGUUUUUAAUUGAUUUUUUUUUUUUUUUAAAGGAGUCAUGACAUGCCUUUUUUAUUAUUUUAAUACGUUCCUUGAGAUUCAUAUAUAAUAUUAGUUUUUGCACACAAAAAAAAAAAAAAAAACUUGUAAAACAUGAUCAUUUUCCACCCUCAUUCUGAGCCUCUGUCAGAAACGCUCUGUUUUGGUGCUACUUCUCCUUUAAGACUUGACAGUAAACAUCCACUGUUCUGAAUGGCUCUCUGCUCUUGACUGACCAGCCAUCUCACUGCUCACCGAUACUUGGUGGGGCAGCAUAAGUGAUAAGGUAAAAUAGGCGUUGAUGAGGUGUUGUGGAUGCGGUCAGAUGCAUAUGUCUACCACAGUGUGACAUCCCUGACAUCAGAAAGUAGAGAACGAGUCGUUCUGGCAUUUUGGUUUCAACAAAUGCUGUUUUUGCAGUGAGGAGGAAGUUUUGAAGUCUGAAACUUACAGUAGGUUAUUAUAGUGCAAUGACCUCUUAUAUGUCAAAAGAUUAAGGAAAAUGUGAUUCCUCGUGUCAUGACCCCUUUACAAGGAUUACAUAUUUAUAAUUAGAUGUACAGUUUGACUCGAUCAAUCAGCAACAAUUGUCUGAAUGUAUUAUGUGAAAUGCUAAACAGUGAGUGUCCAGGUAUGAUGAUUAAAGCUUGUGUGUUCAUUUUUUUAGUUUACUAUAUGUAAUGUGUAGUUUAAAAAGAUAUGCGUGUUUAGUAUUUGUUAAAGGAAUAGUUCACCCAAAAAUGAAAAUUCUCUCAUCAUUUACUCACCCUCAUGCCAUCCUAGAUGUGUAUGACUUUCUUUCUUCAGCAGAACACAAAUGAAAAUUUUUAGAAGAAUUUAUCAGCUCUUUUGGACCUCACAAUAUAAGUGAAUGGGUGCCAGAAUUUUUAAGUUCCAAAAAUCACACAAGUCAGCAUAAAAGUAAGCCAUAAGACUCCAGUGGUUAAAUUAUUGUCUCCAGAAGCAAUUUGAGAGGUGUGGGUGAGAAGCAGAUCAAUAUUUAAGUCCAUUUUUACUAUAAAUUCUCCUCUCUGCUUAGUUAGGCUGCACUUCAACUUUCACAUUCUUCUUGUGUUUUAGGUUUCACAUUGUUUGUGCAUAUCGCCCCCUACUGGGCAGGAAGAAGAAUUUCAAGCAAAAAUGUACUUAAAUAUUUAUCUGUCUCACACCUACACCUAUAAAAUCACUUCAGAAGAUAUGGAUUUAACCACUGGAGUCAUAUGGAUUACUUUUAGGCAGCCUUUAUGUGAUUUUUAGAGUCUCAAAAUUUUUG